AUGCCUCUUGAGGAUGCGGCGUUUGGUCGGCACUUCGUGCCUGAUGACGGCCCUGCUGCUGAGGUCUUGGCUCGCAAACGCGCCGCCACCUAUCAGCGCCUCACCAUGCAGCUGACGCUGGAUGCGCUCUUGUCUGGUGCGAGGCGCAUGACGCCCUUGCGGGCACAAGCACUUCUCGAGCCAGAGGACAGCUCCUCCUCGGACUUUGUCGAGUCGCCCGAGGAGUCUUCGCCGGAGGUCUCCGACUCCGAUGGGGGACACCCUUCGAGUGGCCCCGACGAUCGGCGCGGAGCUGGCGAGGCGUCUCCGUCCCUCACUGUGACGUCGGGUGCCUCCGGAGAGCUCGACACCACUGGGGUGCUUGCUGCUGGUCCGAGCUCGCCUGCUUCCUCCCCGGCAUCGGUCGGGUCACGCCGGUCCUUGGGCAUUGCCGCGGCGUCGCCGCCGUCACGGGCGGCUACCACUGACUUGGCUACCGCUGACUCGGAGGCUAGCGAGGAGGACUACCUCGAGCGGUACCGUGUUCCUGUGUCCAGCCUCCCUCCGUCCGCUGCCCCAGGCGGACACCCGGGCAGCGCCGGCUCCUUGUCGGCGGCUGCCCUUUCUCCGUCCGCGGCCGCCCGCUUUGUGGCGGCAGCGGACGUCUCGACUGACAGUGGUCAGUCGGCUGCCUCCGGGUAUCGCGUGCUGCUUGUCUGCGCGGCUUCUCGCUUGGGCUGGCGAUGCCGCGUCUGGGUGCCAGCAGUGCUGGUUCUUUUCGGGCUUGUGUUUUGUGUGUGUUUGUGCAGCUUCUCGCUGUGGACUGUGUACCUGCCGGUUCAGCUUGUUCCUGCUUUGUUUUGCUUGAGGCACUUUUUAUCUUCUGCCAGUAAAUCCUAUCUAUCGUCUCAGGAGUCUGAGCCUGCUCCUCCGCCGCGACCUACGCUGUCCCUCACCUCUGCGAGCGAGCGCCAAAGACAGUUGGCGAUUCAUCAGUUCACUGCGGGUGACCUUCAUCGGGCGGUACGGACACUACUGAGCUCCGGCAUCUACAGGGCUGAAUCUUUCGCUGAUCUUCUUGCUGAAGCACAAGAGAAGUUCCCUGAUGGUGCGUCGCCUGCCUUUGGAAGUGCUUCCGCGGAUCAUCUCACCCAGCAAGCGCUUGCAGUACUGCAGGUGGAUUUGACUGACAUCCUCGACACCACUAGCCUGAUCCAGGCGAUCAAGCGCUACAGCUCCUUUGCGGGGACCGAUGACCAAGGGUGGAGGAUUCGGCAACACCUGUCACCCCUUUCUAGUCAUCCUGCAGCUUUGAAGCUCUACUGCAAACAUAUCCUCCAAGGGGUCCUUCUUGGCCAAAUGCCGGAUCUUCUUAUUCCUGCCCUGUCAGCCAUUCGUCGAGGAGGCAGAUUUAUUCCCCUCUCCAAGGGAGCUGAUAAACCUGGUCUCCGGCCAAUUGUCAUCGGUUCUGCACACCGUCGACUCGCGACGAAGCUUGCUUUGGCAGCGAUUCGCUCAUUUCUUGACCAGCACUUCCUCUCGUCUCACCCUCGAGCGAUUCAGUUCGGACUCGAUCGAGACGGCUGUCUGAAGUUCUCGCAAACCGCGUCAGCGCUCCUGCCCCUUCACGCUCGCGGUGAUGAUGAGGAUGUUGCCAACCCCACAGUGCUGGUGAGUUUGGAUGCAAAGAACGCCUUCAACUCCCUCGACCGCCAGGCUCUCUUCGAUGCAAUCGAGGGACGUGCGAGUCGCGACUACUUUGAUGGGAGCAUCACUGAAGGCGCAAGCUUGCCCUCUUGCGAGCAUCUCCGAUUGUUCGCCUCCUACCUCUCCAGCUACUAUGGAGACUCUGCUGACCUUCGACUCUUUCACAAAAGUCAGUCAGCCUCCGUUCAGUGUACCUCGGGCGUCUGUCAGGGCGAUGUCCCCUCCAGCGUAUUUUUCUGCCACAGUAUCCACCCCCUGCUCCUCCAUAUCGCAGAGCUUUUUCCCUCUGUUCGAGUCUUGGCCUAUGCUGACAACGUCGUGCUUGUCGGUCCACUCGAGGAUGCCGUUGCAGCUACGUCCGCUAUGAAGAAGUACAUGUUAGCUGAUCUGAAGCUAGAGAUUCAACCUCGCGAGUCGAAAGUUUACAUCCCCUCCUGGCAUCAACACCCUGAUCUCUCGCAGCUGAAGAAGAGCCUUAAGCGCCGUCUCAAGACUCAACUUCUUCACUUCGAGCUCCGAGCGAAGGUUUCUACCCUCAACGAAGAGCUCUCGAAGCUCGGGCUCGUCCAGCAUGGCUUCAUGUUCAAGACGCUGGUGAGGGCGAGCCAUCUUCAGAAGCUGCGCUUCUUCCUCCAGGGGUCUUCUCCGUUUCUCCCGCGGGUCCAAUCACAGAUUCGUCGCUUUGACCUCUCUGUCCACCUGGCGCUUGAGAAAUACCACCGCUGGCCUUCCUCGCAGUACCUUGCCGCGCAUCCCGACCUGCUAGAGUUUGCGAGGUUCAAGCGGGAGCUUCCGCAUAGUCGGGGAGGGGACGAGUUCACGCCCUCUGAGGGUCUACACCCCGCUGUUUACUAUACGGCUAUCGCUCGCUUCCUCGCUUGGUACUCUGACCAGCCCAUGUCACGGACCUUGCCCUCUCCUCAUAGCCUGGACGUUCACUGCUCGAGAUCUCUCCGUGCCCAGAAGCAUCCUCUGGCGACCUUCUUCGUUGAGGCGCACGACUUCGUUCAUAAUGCUGGAGCGAUCCUCUACCGUCGUGUCAAGGCUCCUGCACCGGCUGCAGAUGGUGCGGCGAUCCCACCUGCCCCGGCUGCUGUGCCUGAUGAUGCAGGACGCCCCCCGGCAUCUGUGGUACACAUCCCUGGUUUGCGCGCUCUCGUCGACUCGUCUCAUGAGCACUUCAUUCCUCCCCCUGCGCAGCGAAAUGUGACUCCUCUUGUCAUGCGCGUCUUCCCUCGCCAUGUGCAUGCUCGCGCUGCGCUGACCGAUCAGCAGCGUGAUAUCCUCACCUUGCACAGCCGCAGGACACACUCGCUCAAGUCGCAGGAUAGGGUCUUGCAGUCUACCAUCUUCGCUCAUUUUCCUGAGCGAGACCUGAGCCACUCUCCGAUGCGAGUCUCGAGCUACUACCCCCUCAAGGCCUUCCCGCACCGCUAUGCUCAGAUGCUCGACUGCUAUCUCCAUGGCAUGCCGAUCUGCCAGUGUCCGACGGAAUACCUGCAAACGCCGGGCGGCCGAUCCUCCAAGCUUCCCACGGCGCAUGACAACCUUACUCGUACGAUUCGGUCGAUGCUGAACGAAGCUGGUCUUCAGAGCGUCAUCGAUACAGGGGGGGUGAACAAGCUAAACCUCCAGGCACACAGUCCACAGCGACUUUAUAGGAUUUACUCGCAGAAGGUACACAGUCCACAGCGAGAAGCUGCACAAACACACACAAAACACAAGCCCGAAAAGAACCAGCACUGCUGGCACCACAGCGAGAAGCUGCACAAACACACACAAAACACAAGCCCGAAAAGAACCAGCACUGCUGGCACCCAGACGCGGCAUCGCCAGCCCAAGCGCGAAGCCGCGCAGACAAGCAGCCUAAGGGUCAAGCAAUCAAGCAACAAGCAGCAGGAGCAUGCAUGA
Guillardia theta CCMP2712 is the source of this 3597-nucleotide messenger RNA. RefSeq lists its product as hypothetical. The record is from RefSeq and is a predicted model, not a curated record. The transcript has 6 exons. The coding region runs from base 1 to 3597 and encodes 1198 amino acids. NCBI's taxonomy places the organism in Eukaryota, Cryptophyceae, Pyrenomonadales, Geminigeraceae.